UAACCAUGAAUCACGUGAUUUUUUCACCUUUUACCUAUUUUAUAAUGUAAGGUGUAACUCCUUAUGACCUAAAUAACAGCUGAAUAUGAAUGAGCAGCAGAUCCUCCACCAGCUCUGGCCAUGAUAAAAACAUUUUUCCCUCCAUGGCACCAGUAGCCUUGGAGCUGCUUUCGCUGGCCGGGGGAAGGCACAUGGAGGAGGACUUAUCUUCGCUCCGAUCGUAAAUUCACGUCAGGCUUUGCUCGUUCAAGUGACAUGUAAAACAGGAGGCAGGCAGCAGGUGAAGUGUAAGCCACAGGCGGGCGGUGAUAACGCCCGGCCAGCGGGAAGCCAGCAGCCACUUCUCCCACUUGGCCGCUAAGACAGCGCUCAUAUUUCCACCGGAGCUGCUGCUUGCACCUCUCACUUUCACUUCAUGGCUCAUUCUAUCGUCCCCAUCGCGUUGCUGGUGUUUGGACUUGUUGCAAUCCUGCUUCUCACUGUCCCCACUGAGGACGUCCAGGAGGCACCGGGGUUCAUGUAUGGGAUUGUCUUGGAUGCUGGAUCUUCACACACAGCUUUGUAUAUAUACAAGUGGCCAGCAGACAAGCAAAAUGGCACAGGUGUGGUCACCCAGCACAGUGAAUGUCAUGUUAAGGGUGGGGGAAUCUCCAGCUAUGCAGGUCAACAGGGAGCAGCAGGGCAGAGUUUAGAGGCAUGUCUGGACCAGGCGGUAAAGGCCAUUCCCAAAGAAAGGCACCACCUCACACCUGUGUACCUGGGGGCCACAGCUGGCAUGAGACUUCUGCGUAUCUCCAGCCCAGACCAGUCGGCACAGAUUCUGCAGGAAGUGGGACACAAAAUCCAGUCCUACCCUUUUAAGUACCAGGGGGCGGCCAUACUGAGUGGUCAAGAGGAGGGGGCGUACGGCUGGGUCACUGUCAACUAUCUCUUAGAGAACUUCAUAAAGUAUGGUUUUGUGGGCCACUGGUUCAGCACCGGCAGACCCACAGUGGGAGCGCUUGAUUUCGGCGGGGCGUCCACCCAGAUAACAUUUGCUACUCAGCAGAAAGUAGAGGACGAGCACGACAUGAUAAAGUUGCGUCUUUAUGGCCAGGAGUACUCUCUGUACACACACAGCUUCCUGUGUUAUGGGCAGGACCAGGUCCUCAAGAGACUGGUGGCUCAUAUAGUAAAGUCUCAGGGUUUCUCUAAGUCAGUCACAAACCCCUGCUACCCAGCAGGCUACAAUAGAACUUUAAAGCUGAACAGUAUAUUCAACUCACCGUGUACAACAAAGUACAAACCCAGCUACUACAACUCCCAGGCGUCUCUGACAGUACAAGGCAGCGGACAUUAUGAACACUGUCUGGGCAAUGUCUCCGAGAUCUUCUCCUUUGAUGGCUGCCCUUACUCUCAGUGCUCCUUUGAUAAAGUUUUCCAGCCAAAUGUCACCGGUAGCUUCAUGGCGUUCUCUGCAUUCUUCUACAUUCACUCCUUCCUGCAGCGAAUCACCAGCAUCACUGUGAGCACUCCAUCACAGCUGGAGGAGGCAGCCAAAUCUGUGUGCAUCAUGACUUUCAAUCAAAUGCUGAUUCUUGCUCCAGAGCAAAGGUCUCGUUUGCAGGACUACUGUGCUUCCUCUGUGUUUCUAAAUAUUCUCAUGUUGAAAGGAUACAGCUUCGAUGAGACGACGUUCCCACGUAUUUCAUUCCAGAAGAAGGCAGGGGACACCUCGGUGGGUUGGGCUCUGGGCUACAUGCUCACUUUGAGCAAUUUGCUGCCUGCAGAGAGACCAGGGCUGAGGAAAGCACUGACCCUUGGAGCAUGGGGAUCGCUCAUCUUUCUCUUUGUCCUCCUGCUGGCUGCAGUCAUGAUCUUCAUCUUACUCCGAGCUCGUAAUGCCAAGAACAAAGGAGGCAGUGAAAGCACCAUCUAGAUAACUGCAACAACGUACAGUGCAGUACAGUGUACUUUGUUGUUGUUGUUGUUUUUUUGUGAAUCUGAAUUUGAGCUUUAUUUGAGGAUGUUCAUGUUUAUAGUUGGUGAACGGUGUAGGAACUGUUUCUCUUUUUAUACAUAGUCCCCAAAGGAACUGAAAGAUUUUACAUCUUAUGUAUAAUUAAAAUGACUUGACUUUGGAGAUAUGUUAACUUGACCAAUUAAUCUCUUUGUAAAACUGCAUAGAAGGACUACAACUCCUCCACUGUUCAUCUGAUGUGGAGACCAUCAAAUUAAAGCUGAAAAUCAGGAUUUAAAUUUCAUGGUGCUGGAGUACAGAGCCGGCACAAUGAAACACAUGUCACUGACCAAAUACUGACUGCCCUGUAGGUUUAAGAUAGCACUACCAUGGUGGCAAUGGCACUACACAGGAGGUUUGAAUGUAAUUUUUAUUCUUGAAACAUCAAACCAAUUGUUGGUUGUAUGGAAUGUAAGACAUUUCAGCUUUUUUUUGUAGAAAGUCUAACUUUACUCUGAAGCACUGUUACAGUAAAAUUAAGCACACUAUGGA
Molecule: messenger RNA, 2491 nt
Organism: Larimichthys crocea (large yellow croaker)
Lineage: Eukaryota; Metazoa; Chordata; Actinopteri; Sciaenidae
Gene: entpd2b
Product: ectonucleoside triphosphate diphosphohydrolase 2b
Exons: 9
Coding region: 416-1918 (500 amino acids)
Biological process (GO): nucleoside diphosphate catabolic process
Cellular component (GO): plasma membrane
Molecular function (GO): ribonucleoside triphosphate phosphatase activity; GDP phosphatase activity; UDP phosphatase activity
Source: RefSeq, a predicted model, not a curated record